ACUGCACUCGUCUCAUGGAGGGAAGUUAAGUUUUGUUGUUGUUGUGUUUGUUAGCUGCUAACUUUAGCUCUGUAAACAUGUCUGACCUGCUAACAAAGAUAAAACACAGCGAGGAGAAGAAGAAGAAGAAGAAGACUUCUGUUUCUCAGACUGACUUACAGAAGCUCGGGUUAACAGGGAUCACGCUGCGGCCCUACCAGCUGGACGGGGUUCAGUGGCUGUCUGAGUGUCAGAGGAAGCAGCAAGGAUGCAUCUUAGGAGACGAGAUGGGUUUGGGGAAAACCUGCCAGACCAUCUCUCUGCUGGUGUUCAUGUCCGGGUCUCUCGGGCAGAGCGGUCCCUUUCUGGUUCUGAGCCCGCUGUCCGUCAUGGAGAACUGGAGGAACGAGCUGCAGAGGUACAUCCACUUAAUCAGAUAUAAAUACCAGAAUCAUUUUGAGUAGGUUUACACAUACGAGGAAUUCCCUU
Molecule: messenger RNA, 468 nt
Organism: Notothenia coriiceps (black rockcod)
Lineage: Eukaryota; Metazoa; Chordata; Actinopteri; Perciformes; Nototheniidae
Product: chromodomain-helicase-DNA-binding protein 1-like
Exons: 3
Coding region: 78-443 (121 amino acids)
Biological process (GO): chromatin remodeling; DNA repair
Cellular component (GO): nucleus
Molecular function (GO): ATP binding; DNA helicase activity
Source: RefSeq, a predicted model, not a curated record